Exophiala viscosa is the source of this 2362-nucleotide messenger RNA. Its product is annotated as aquaglyceroporin like protein. Gene Ontology annotation, biological process: water transport; glycerol transmembrane transport. The record is from RefSeq and is a predicted model, not a curated record. The coding region runs from base 337 to 2172 and encodes 611 amino acids. The transcript has a single exon. Gene Ontology annotation, cellular component: plasma membrane. Lineage: Eukaryota; Fungi; Ascomycota; Eurotiomycetes; Chaetothyriales; Herpotrichiellaceae. Gene Ontology annotation, molecular function: water channel activity; glycerol channel activity.
UUUUAAGGAACCUUCAUGUACAGCCUUGCAGAUUUCCCUGACAAUCGUUACUGCUUUCAAUGCUGAAUAUGCCUCCCGCGACGGGAAUCGCUUCCUUCGCCUUUGCCGUCCGACGAUGAAAUGCAAUACUCCAUGAAGGCGCGAAGGACCCUGUGAGUUGAGUGUCUCAUGUAACAACAGUCCAUCAUUGGAAUUUUUCCUUGUGUUCUUCACUUUCUUCUACUUUUCAUUCUGUAUAUUGCCCAUCAUACAUUACUUGAGAAGAGUCUCGCCUUGCCACUUCGUUCCUCGGGCACAUUUGUACUAUCAUAUCGAAGAAAGAAUCCAUCAUUCAUCAUGUCCCAAACACGGUCGCGUGACCAACAGCCCAAUCGGCAAACAUCAGCAACCAGAGUGCAGAGCUCACCCUAUUCCCUCGCCGGACCUCCACCAAGUCAGCUUGGGAGAUUUACAACCGGUACCAGCACUCACGAUGGCAGCAGCGUUACCACUCGAAGACAUCGAAACUCAAGCACACGCGAUGAACGGAGUUCUUCUGAUAAACCCAUCUGGGGUCUGGCCGCUCCCUUUCCACGCGUUAGGCGCGCUCGAAUGGACCGUCGAAGCACAAAUCAACAGAGGGAAGCCUCAGCCGACACGAUUCGAACUCUCCGGGAGUCCACAAGUGAGGUAUCAAGACAACCGUCUGGGCCAGUAGGGACUCAGCCAGCCCCCCAGGUUGAGGUGACUCCUGAUAGGCAUGAGGAGCACAGACAACCACAAGACGGCGGAAAGGAGGCUGCAGCUAGAAGGGGUGACAUCCUACGACGCGCGACGACGGCACAUCCAUCAACACUACACGAAGGACUUGACAAAUACUCAACCUUACGACCGGAAGAUGCCGUCAGCGAAAGAGAAAGUCGUCGGAGUCAAGAGUUGGCAGUUGAGCACAUCAGUGCGCAAGACCAGGCAGCCUCAGAAAAGACUCCGUCACAGACAACUCGACCAAGCAACGCUUUAGGUGCCGACCUUCAAAGGCUUCCAUCAAGGUCAACUGGCCAAGCUGCCGCCCGAAAAAAGACGGAAAACUCAGCCGAUGGACGGCAACCUUCCCUCACAAUUGAGUCCGAAGUUGACCGUGCUCGGAGGCUUUUGCAGUCUUAUGCGGACACGGCAGAGCCUGAGCUGGGCCCGCACGACGAUCCACAAAACAUCGACUGGGAAGACAUCAAUGAGACGCAUGAUGAAAAGCACGAGUCUACAGAUGAAGCCGAGCACAAGGAGCCGGAAGACUUCAACGCCUGGGGUAGGUUUCGCCGCAAGAUUCGUAAGCCAUUCGCCGAGUUCCUCGGAACCGUGGUCUUCAUGACCAUAGGUCUUUGUGCAAGUGUCGUCCGUACAGCGGCUGCUGACGACUAUGGAAAUCUGCUGACAGCCUACCUUGCUUGGGGGAUUGGUGUGAUGAUCGGGAUUUAUAUUGCAGGCGGAGUGUCUGGUGGUCACCUGAAUCCUGCCAUCUCCAUCAUGCUGUCGGUCUAUCGAGGCUUUCCAUGGUCACAGUGCUGGCAGUUCAUCGUUGCGCAAUUGCUCGGAUCCAUAGCAGCUUCCGGGAUUGUGUACGGGCUGUACAAAGAUACGAUUGAGGAAUAUCAGGCUUCCAAAGCCGAGAAACUCGGUCCGGCCUUCUGGACACAACCUCGCACAGGAUUGAGCAACGCUUCCGCCUUUUUCACCGAGUUCACAGCCACCGCAAUCGCAUCAGGCUCGGUCCUAGCGCUCGGAGACAGCGACAACUCGCCACCAGGAGCUGGUAUGAGCGCCUUUAUCGUUGGUUUGCUUAUUAUCGCCCUGCAAAUGGCGUUCUCAUACAACACCGGCACUGCUCUCAAUCCUGCUCGGGAUUUGGGUCCUAGGCUUAUAACGUUGGCUGCCGGGUUUGGUAGCGAAGUCUUCACAAUGAAAGGCGCCUGGUGGGUCUGGGGCCCAUGGUUGGGAACUAUUACUGGGGCUCUUUUUGGCGCCUUAUGCUAUGAUGCUUUUGUUUUUAUCGGCGGAGAGAGCCCCGUCAACUAUCCGACUGGAGAAGUGGGAGCACGGAUAAGGUCCUGGGGUGAAACCAGAAAUCUUUCGAAUAUGGGACGGGGGAAGCAAGACCAGGACGAGAAUGCUAAACGGAUUGCUGAGGCUGUCUGAUGACAGGUAUUCUUUCUUUGUUCAUUGUGGUUUGGCUAGGGUUUGUUGUAUAUUCUGGCAGUGUAUCAGAUAGAAACUCGUCAUGUCUGCCACCCCCAUGAAGGCUGCGGUCUGUAGUCACUGCCGAUGAUCGACCGAAAUCCUCGUCAUUGAAACAACUCCUCGCGACCAAUGCAGGUCUUCGCUCCUA